AUGGACCUUAUGGCCAAUGGUCUGCCCGGCCAUAUGCAUGAAUUCUAUCGCCCUGUCAAAGAUGCUCCUUGGCUCGGGGGUGACCACGAAUAUUCAUGGUUGAAUGAAGCAUGGCCUUACUCAUACAACGCGCUUGUCCCACUGGCGUGGACUACUAACAAUCCACGGCUGAAACAUCAUGUUCUCCGAGUCACAGAUUGGGUCAUUGAGCACCAGCACGCAGACGGAUGGCUCGGACCCGAAGAAGACCCGUCACGUCGCAAUUUCUGGGGCAGAUAUCCUCUCUUCUUGGGCUUCAUGCAACUUGUUGAAGCAGAGCCGGAGCUGGGCGAGGCCAUGAUAUUACCCGCAAUGCAUCGCUUCGUUCGUCUCAUGUCCUCUAUGCUCCGAGACCACCACCGGGGCUACGUCUGGAGGCCGGGGGAUCUGUUUGACGAGCAGUGGGGCCGAUCCCGUGCCGCGGAUAUGGUCCUUGCCCUGCAGUGGCUCUACGAGAAAUAUCCCAUGGGUAAUGAAAAGGCCAUCCAUUACUGCAUGGUCCAGAUGUAUGAGAUGGCCUACGACUGGUCAUAUUGGUUUCACGAAGACCAUUUUCUGAAAGGCGAUCUGGAUCUCUACCCGGAUGAUCUCACCAAGAGCCUGUUUCCCUAUGUCCACGGCGUCAACGCUGGACAAGGAUUGAAAUGGGGUGGUGUGAUGAGAAGACUUGUCCAGGAUGAUGGGUUUCUCAACGCUACUAGAAAUGGAGUCAACUGGACCUUUCGAUACCACGGCACCCCAUCCGGUGCGAUCAUCGGGGACGAACGCGAGGCCGGGCUGAGUCCAGUUCGGGGUACCGAACUUUGCAGCGUGGUGGAGUCAAUCUUCUCCUUGACCUAUUUGUAUCAAGCCGUGGGAGACCGUGAAUUCGCCGACAAGUCAGAGCUGGCCGCCUAUAACGCUCUCCCUGUCAUGUUGAUGCCCCACUGGUGGGCUCAUCAAUACAUCGCACAGACAAACCAACCCGUCAGCCACCGCCUCGACAAUCCGCCGUUUUGGAAUGUUGGACCUUGGGGCCAGACCUUCGGCACGGAACCGAACUAUCCGUGCUGCACCGUUAACAUGCAGGGUUAUUCGAAAUUCGUUCCAGCCAUGUUCGUGAGGGAUGGCGACGACACACUGGUUCACGCCUUGCUCGGCCCGGCUCAUGUUAGUACCACGUUGAAGAAACGAAACAAAAUACGAAUCCGAUGCGAUACGAACUAUCCGUUCAGCAACGACCUCAACUAUGAGAUCAAGGCGAGGUUCGCUUUUCGCUUUUCGUUUCGGGUCCCUUCUUGGGCUAUGCUAGACGCGAGUAUUGUCAUGGUAGACCGGGGGAAAAGACACCACCUCGCGCCAGACCAUACCACGGGCCUGCAUACGGUGGUGAUCCCAGGCGGAAGGACCCGUGUCGAAGUCUCAUUUAGUACGAACCUUCGAAUCGAGGCGAGAGCCAACGACACCGUCUCCGUAUAUCAUGGCGCUCUGCUAUAUGCUUUGCCAAUCGCCGGAGACUACUCUGCGUCGCGCCCAGCGAACUACCCAGGAACGGAGGCUCCUCCUGAGGCAAACGACUGGUCGAUCCUUCCAAGGGACCAUUGGAACUUAGCCAUCGACGCAACGACUUUGAAAUUCUAUGAAUAUCCCAAUCGGUAUGACGAGUGGCUGCCCCAUCCGAUCUGGCAUGAAGAGCGGCCGCCUGUCAGCAUCUCGGCACUGGCUUGCCAGAUAGAUUGGGAGCUUCAAGAUGGGUAUGCGCCCAACCCGCCGUUGACCGGUCAGCGGAACUGCACCGGCAGGGCCUUUCCGGUUGAAUUGCGCCCGUAUGGCAGUGCGAAGUUGCAUAUGGCCGAACUGCCUACCGUGGACUUGAGACCAGGCAGUCCAGACUUGUGGCGAUCAGGACAUAAAGGGUUCGAGGAUCCACCAUCAGGCCAUGUGCGAGUUAUGUAA
Molecule: messenger RNA, 1974 nt
Organism: Cladophialophora psammophila CBS 110553
Lineage: Eukaryota; Fungi; Ascomycota; Eurotiomycetes; Chaetothyriales; Herpotrichiellaceae
Exons: 2
Coding region: 1-1974 (657 amino acids)
Biological process (GO): carbohydrate metabolic process
Source: RefSeq, a predicted model, not a curated record